GAGCCCUCUACAGGGACGUCAUGCAGGAGAACUACGAGACGGUGACCUCGCUGGGAUUUCCCAUUCCCAAACCUGAGCUGAUCGCACAGCUGGAACGAGGGGAAGAGCCGUGGGUGCCCGAUCUCCAGGCCGGUGAGGAAAGAGAGGUCCUGAGAUGCACCUGCACAGCAGGUGCUGAGAGAGUCAAUGAGGAGGCGGAGGGGAACCAUCAUGAGGAAGAUCCGGGGGAAGUGGAACCACAGGGCACAUUUAUGGGAAGAGCUGACGGGAAUUUUUCCCAGUGCUGGGAACAGGGAGAAGCUUGUGGAAAUUGGCACAGGUCAGAGAGGCUGAUGGGAAACCACCCAGGGAAGAAAGUGGAUGAAUCUAUGAACUGUGGGAUAGGAGACAGGGAUCCCACAGCCCAGCGGACAAAUCCCAAGGAAGAGAAACCCUACCACUGCCUGCAGUGUGGGAAAGGAUUCAUUGUGAGACCACAGCUUGUUACAAAUCAGACAAUCCAUGCGGGAGAGAAACCUCUUCAAUGCUUGGUCCCUGCGAAAAUCUUCAAUAUCUGCUCAGACAUUAAUAACCAUGGUAAAAGUCCCAUAGGAGAGAAAUCCUAUCAAUGCCUCGAGGGUGGGAACUGUUUGAAUUCAGCACUAAUUACACAUCAGAUAAACCACACAGGAGAGAGACACCAAAAGUGCUUGAGCUGUAGGAAAAGUUUCAGAAAUACAUCAGACCUUGUUAAACAUCAGACAUUCCACACAGGAGAGAGACCCCAUAAGUGCUUGGACUGUGGGAAAAGUUACAUACGGAGGUCAGAGCUUGUUAGACAUCAGAGAAUCCACACAGGAGAGAGACCCCAUAAGUGCUUGCACUGUGGAAAGGGUUUCACACAGCGAUCAUAUCUUGUAACACAUCAGAGGAUCCACACAGGAGAGAGACCCCACAAGUGCUUGGACUGUGGGAAAAGUUUCAUAUGGAGGUCAGAGCUUGUUAAACAUCAGAGAAUCCACACGGGAGAGCGACCCCAUAAGUGCUCAGACUGUGGGAAAAGUUACACACGGCGUUCAGACCUUGUUAGGCAUCAGGCAAUCCACACAGGAGAGAGACCCCAUAAGUGCUUAGACUGUGGAAAAGGCUUCAUACGGAGGUCACUACUUGUUAAUCAUCAGGCAAUCCACAUAGGAGACAGACCCUACAAGUGCUUGGACUGUGGGAAAAGUUACAUGCGGAGGUCAGAACUUGUUAAUCAUCAGGCAGUCCACACAGGAGAGAGACCCCAUAAAUGCUUAGACUGUGGAAAGAGUUUCACACAGCGAUCAUAUCUUGUAGCACAUCAGAGGAUCCACACAGGAGAGAGUCCCCAUAAGUGCUUGGACUGUGGGAAAUGUUUCAUACAGAGGCCAGACCUUAUUAAACAUCAGGCAAGCCACACAGGAGAGAGAACCCAUAAGUGUUUGGACUGUGGAAAAAGUUUCAUACGGAGAUCAGACCUUGUUAGACAUCAGGCAACCCACACAGGAGAGAGACCCCACAAGUGUUUAGUCUGUGGAAAAGGUUUCUUGCGUAGGUCAGAGCUUGUUAAACAUCAGAUAAUCCACACAGGAGAGCGACCCCAUAAGUGCUCAGACUGUGGGAAAAGUUACACACGGCGUUCAGACCUUGUUAGGCAUCAGGCAGUCCACACAGGAGAGAGACCCCAUAAGUGCUUAGGCUGUGGAAAAAGCUUCAUACGGAGGUCACUACUUGUUAAUCAUCAGGCAAUCCACACAGGAGACAGACCCCACAAGUGCUUGGACUGUGGGAAAAGUUACAUGCGGAGGUCGGAACUUGUUAGUCAUCAGGCAGUCCACACAGGAGAGAGACCCCAUAAAUGCUUAGACUGUGGAAAGAGUUUCACACAGCGAUCAUAUCUUGUAACACAUCAGAGGAUCCACACAAGAGAGAGUCCCCAUAAGUGCUUGGACUGUGGGAAAUGUUUCAUACAGAGGCCAGACCUUAUUAAACAUCAGGCAAGCCACACAGGAGGAAGAACCUAUAAGUGUGUGGACUGUGGAAAAAGUUUCAUACGGAGAUCAGACCUUGUUAGACAUCAGGCAACCCACACAGGAGAGAGACCCCACAAGUGUUUAGUCUGUGGAAAAGGUUUCUUGCAUAGGUCAGAGCUUGUUGAACAUCAGAGAAUCCACACAGAAGAGAGACCCGACAAGUGAUUGGACCGUGGGAAAAUUUCACGCAGAGAUCACACCUCAUAAACAUGAGAGAAUCCACACAGGAUCUAAACUUCUCUGACAGAGACAGGAAGUGUUAAGGAAAUUGCAUGUAAUUGACCUAGAUUAGACCUUUAGAGACAUGUUAGAAAAGUGUGUCCUCCUCAGAUAAACUAGAGCUUCGAGAGGUAACCGUGUAUUGUUAAAGACAUGGAAGAAGAUGGUAACUGUAGUAGUCUUUGUUUAGCUGUAUCUUGUUAGAGGUUAUCAAUGGAAAUCAAUGGUUCCUGUCUAGGGCUCUAUUCUGUGAAUUCAGAGAUCAAAAGGGAAUAUUAACAUUUAGAUAAAACUUGGUUGUAAUAAUGUCAUUGUUUGUCUCCUGAAAGUUUGUGGUAAACUGUCUAUGACAGUGGUCCCCAACCUUUUUGUGGCCAGUAGCACGUUCAUAUUUUCAGAAGAAUGUGGCGGGCGCCAACAAUUUUUCAAGGCUUAUUUUGUAUUUGUACAUUAAAUAAUACGAAAAACAUCAUAUUUGAUAUUACAUAAUAUA
This is a messenger RNA of Mauremys reevesii (Reeves's turtle), 2748 nucleotides long. Its product is annotated as zinc finger protein 271-like. The transcript is spliced from 3 exons. The record is from RefSeq and is a predicted model, not a curated record. Lineage: Eukaryota; Metazoa; Chordata; Testudines; Geoemydidae. The coding region runs from base 21 to 2201 and encodes 726 amino acids. Gene Ontology annotation, biological process: regulation of DNA-templated transcription.